Amyelois transitella is the source of this 1340-nucleotide messenger RNA. It is a transcript of the gene Hand, whose product is annotated as heart- and neural crest derivatives-expressed protein 2. NCBI's taxonomy places the organism in Eukaryota, Metazoa, Arthropoda, Insecta, Lepidoptera, Pyralidae. The transcript is spliced from 8 exons. Gene Ontology annotation, biological process: regulation of transcription by RNA polymerase II; developmental process. Gene Ontology annotation, molecular function: protein dimerization activity; RNA polymerase II transcription regulatory region sequence-specific DNA binding; DNA-binding transcription factor activity, RNA polymerase II-specific. The coding region runs from base 183 to 977 and encodes 264 amino acids. The record is from RefSeq and is a predicted model, not a curated record.
AAAUUUUUAUAUUCAACAAAAAUUUUUAUUUUGAGUUGAAAUUGAUAUUUGAGUGUUUUUCAAAAUAUUUAUUUUAAAGUGUUGAUUUCAAAUAAGUCAUGUUGAAAACAGUGAUGUAAAAAUAUUUUUUACACAAAUACCUAGACGUUUAUAAAGAGGAAUCUCGGUUUAAAAAGGUGCCGAUGUCCAGCUAUGGCAGCAUGUCUCCUUCAGACGAGGGCUUCGACCGUUACGAGCCCCCCUUCUUCUGUCCGCCUUCUCAUCAAGGUAGUCCUAUGGACGGCGGCGUGUACUGGCCGGCCUCCAAUUCAGAGGGUCCAGAGUUCGAUAACCCGGACAUGUACCAAGACGCCACGCAUUACAUAAGCAGAGGAUACGGUUAUGAAGAUGUUCCCAUGAAUAAUGAACCCUAUGACGCUUAUCAUACAAUGCACCAUGGAUACCCUCAAACUAAUGGGCUGGACUGUGAAAUGCAACCCGUCUCGCUCCGAUACGACCGUCCCGCUCCCUCGUUCGUCAGAGUUGUGAAAAGGAGAACUACAGCGAACAAGAAGGAGAGAAGAAGAACGCAGAGCAUUAACACAGCAUUCUCUGACUUGAGGGAAUGCAUUCCCAACGUACCGCCUGACACUAAACUGUCUAAGAUGGUGCGAAAGAGAUCGCAGAGCAUCAACACUGCGUUUUCAAGCCUCAGACAGCGUAUCCCAAACGUUCUGCCUGAUACAAAAAUGACUAAGAUCAAAACUCUCCGCCUGGCGACUUCCUACAUCUCUUACCUGCUGAAAGUUCUGGAAACUGAUGGGGAACCCGCUGGUGGGUUCAGAGCUGAUCUACAUCAUACCACGACGAGGAGGAGGACCUCGGAUCCUAGCACUCAAACAAACUCGGCUUUGGAGAAGCGGGGUAAAGGGCGCACUGGGUGGCCUCAGCAUGUUUGGGCUCUAGAACUGAAGACUGAGCAGAAUCUACAAUCCUAGGUCCCAUAACUGUCCCAUAACCCAUGCGAAGAACUCUUCGCAUGGGUUCAUCUUCUUCUCCACGGCUGUAGCAUCAUUAAGCCAUACAGCUGAACGUGGCAUCUCUGCCUUUUCAAGAAUGUUGGCUCUGUCUAUCCCGCAAGGGAUUUAGACGUGAUUGAUUAUAUCUAAGUCGUGGUCAUGGUGAUUAGUCCAUGCGUUAUUUUGUAAAUAGUUUGUAAAAAAAGUUUUUUAGGAAAUAUCUUUUGUUGAUAUUUUGUAUUAUACCUAGUUUUAAUUUGUGUAACAUAGUUGAAUAUUAAUAUUAUAACAACUUAGCAAUAUUAGUUUAUAUCAAAGAUUAAAUAAACGAAGUCUCAUAAC